Trichoderma asperellum CBS 433.97 is the source of this 1353-nucleotide messenger RNA. RefSeq lists its product as uncharacterized. Lineage: Eukaryota; Fungi; Ascomycota; Sordariomycetes; Hypocreales; Hypocreaceae. Gene Ontology annotation, molecular function: hydrolase activity, acting on carbon-nitrogen (but not peptide) bonds, in linear amidines. The record is from RefSeq and is a predicted model, not a curated record.
AUGCCGCUCGUCCUCCGCAAGGCGUCUCUACCUGCCGCAAGGCGCCUCUACUGUGCUUCAGCUUCAGCAGGCCUUCGCAUCAACGCUGACCGGCUGCAAGAAACAAUCCACCACACAUGCCAAUGGGGCGCCGCCCAUCGGUACGGGAGCGGCCCAAACGAGACGGGCAUGUCUCGACUCUCGCUCUCUGACGAUGAUGCCCAAGUAAGACGCUGGUUUGCCGAAGAGACGAAGAAGCUGGGCUGCAAGCUGGUUGUCGAUAAUUUGGGCAACAUGUUCGCCAGCAGACGCGGAUCUUCGCCAAACCCCACGCCCAUGAUUGCCAUGGGAAGCCAUCUCGACACACAGCCUCGAGGUGGCCGAUACGACGGAAUCUUGGGCGUUGUCGCUGCCGUCGAGGUCUUGCGGACUCUUGCGGAGAAUGGAUACAGCACCAAUCAUGACGUUGGAGUCGUCAAUUGGACAAACGAAGAAGGCGCCAGAUUUCCCAAAUCUAUGAUGGCAUCCGGUGUAUGGGCUGGCAAGAUCCCUCUCGACGAAGCCUAUUCUCUCCCCGACAUCUUCGACCCCUCAGCCACCGUCAAGUCAGAGCUGCAAAGACUCGGCUACAUUGGAGACGUGGCCUGCUCCUCAGCCGGAUAUCCGCUGGGCGCCCACUUUGAGCUACACAUCGAACAAGGCCCAAUCCUCGAAGAAUCCGGCAAGAAGAUUGGUGUCGUUCGAGGCGGCCAGGCAUAUCGCUGGUUCACUGUAACUGUCAGCGGCCGCGAUGCCCACACGGGAACGACGCCCUUCAAGUCACGCAGCGACCCCCUGCUAGCAGCGUCCAAGAUGAUUGUCUCUUCCAACGCCAUUGCAAAGAAGCUCGGCGCCCUGGCAUCUACCGGCGUUAUCAAAAUCCCCCCAAGCUCGUCCACCAACACUAUUGCCUCGCAAGUAACUUUUACGCUGGAUAUCCGCCACCCAGACGACGCCAUUGUCGAUGAAGUGCAGCGUCUAUGCACCGAAUCCUUCGGCGCCAUCGCCAAAGAAGACGGUCGAGGUGUCCAAGUCGACAUGAGUCUCGAUACCGACUCUCCCGCGACCAAGUUCGACCCGGACUGUAUCAAGAUGGUUGAAAAGGCAGCUACAAAGCUGGUGGGCGCCGAUGGGUGGCUCCAUAUAACCAGUGGAGCCGGCCACGACAGUGUCAACACAAGCAGCCGAUGCCCAACGACUAUGAUCUUUGUUCCCUGCAAAGGUGGCGUUAGUCACCAUCCGGAAGAAUACUGCAGCCCUGAGGACUGUACCCUAGGAGCCCAGACUCUCCUCGAAGCGGUCAUCAACUACGACAAGCUCAAGGCAGGCCAAUAG